Naegleria gruberi is the source of this 753-nucleotide messenger RNA. RefSeq lists its product as uncharacterized. NCBI's taxonomy places the organism in Eukaryota, Heterolobosea, Eutetramitea, Acrasida, Naegleriidae. The transcript has a single exon. Gene Ontology annotation, cellular component: mitochondrial matrix. Gene Ontology annotation, biological process: fatty acid metabolic process; DNA damage response. The coding region runs from base 1 to 753 and encodes 250 amino acids. The record is from RefSeq and is a predicted model, not a curated record.
AUGAAUUUUCUCAAAGGACUCAUUAAUAAGCAAACAUCAGCAGCUUCGUCAACCAACUUUAUUGCUCCUCUUCUUGCCAAUAAUCCUGCUGUUCAAAUAUUAAAAUCCGAUUUAGAACAAACACCACCAACAGCACUCUAUCAUCCUACUUUCAUCUCUCCAAAAGACUCUCAAACCAUUUGGAAUGAAUUGAAAAACUUGCAAAAACAUGAACCCUUCCUUGCCAAUCCACAAUUAAAACGAUCCAUCUUUAAUGUACACUCGGAGAGUCAAGUUGAAAAGUGUGCCGAUUUGUACUUUCCAACUCUCUUCGCCUACAUUCAAACAUUGAAACCAUUCUUCUACAAGAGAAAGAGACCUUGUCCAUCAGUAAUGUCCCUGUCCAGUUUGGAGAAUUCAGACUAUCCAAACAUUGUUCCGAAUACUAUUCAAAUUAAUCAUUAUCAAGAUAUUGAAAAAAGUGGAUGUCCUCUUCAUAUUGAUAGUAGAGGAUUGGGUCCAACAAUUGGAAUGUUAUCUUUCGGAAAUGAUGCUACAAUGAGUUUCAUGAUUGAUCCUCCUUCCAAUUUUACAAUUGAACAAGUGCAGGAAUGUCCAGAUGAGUUUAGAGUUUUACUACCAAAUGGAUCUUUAGUUAUUCUGGCUGAUGAUAUCAGAUAUAAAUAUGUGCAUGGAAUUAGAAAUGAAAUACAGAAGAAAAAUCAUCCAGAUCAUGCAGAAAGAUUUUCAGUCGUAUUUUGGUAUCAAGAUUAG